GAGCUGUUGCUGUAAAGCACCAGAAAGAGGUGCUGCUGCUAUAAACACCAGAAUAAUGAGAGGCCUGUCAGGCUACUCCAGCCUCGGGCUGUUGAGGGCAAGGAGAUAAGGGAGUUAUGGGCAGCAACAUUUAUGUUUAUCUGUACAGAUCCUCGCCAGGUUACAAAUGCCUGAAUUACGGACAUCCAGUACAUACGGACGACCGUUUGGGAGACUGGUGGGAUGGAUGUGCUGGCUGCUGCCACUUUCUACCAAGUGGGAACAUGACUAGCAACAACAUUGUUGCAUCUUGAAGAGAAAUCUGAAUAGUCAAGUCAAAUGCCCUGAUUUAACUGCUUGUGGGUCACACAUGGACAGCUACAACUUUAUGGAUUGAAAGUGUCAGCAACUCCAAGGAACAGCCUGAGCAGCUUUGAUUUUACACCAACUCCUGUCAGUGUUCAUUUCACAGAUACUGAGGUGGAUGUGUUUGCAAUUCUUCAGUUUGAAAUCUUUCACUUGGCUGUCCACAGGAUGCAGCUCACACCAUAUUUUAUGCUGUGGCACCUACAACUGAAUUAGACUAAAGCAAACUCUCUGCUGAGUCAUUACUAAGAACACUCUCAGCUGUCCCCCUCACAGCACAACAGAACUAUAAUACACUCUGUUGGAAAGUCACAAACCUGCACAAAUACCCACUACACAAUCCUGCAUUAUCAAAAUGGGGAAAACUGAUUCGUUCCGAGUGCCCACAGUUUUCUUUGCCUUGUACUUUACCCAUUUUGGUAACACUCGAAGCAUCUGGGAGAGCUACGUGUGCCCUGUAAGAGUUGUUCUGCAGCACUAUACCUCUUAAAGAGCAUUGGUCACCAGUCUUAAAGCAAAUAAGCAGUCAGGGCAAAGAUGAGAGAUGGCCAGAAUAAAGGAAACAUGUGCACAUAAUUUGUAGUUAUAAUAAACUGCACAAAGACUAGUUUGGACGCUGGAAAUAUUCGUUAUAUUUUUUGCAAAUUAGCCCAUCCCCCUGGUUAGUUUGCAAUUUGCACAUAACCUGGAAGGUGUCAAUCAAACUGAAUGGUGUGACUGAGCCAGCAGUGUUUGAUGUCUGCAGUCUGUAUAUAAUCUGCUUAGUCUGGAUGGCAGCUGCUGCUAUAAAAGAUCAACAGCAAUCAUAUACAGAGAGAGCACAGAGGAGAGAAAGAGCACAGAAGAUUGAAAGGAAACAGAAAUAAAGGAAAAAAGUGAUUUUACCAGCAACAAGAGGCAAAACUCCUCAACCACCAGGGGGCUGCUUCAAGGAGAUGACCAGAAUCAACAACAGCCUGACCACUAUGCUGCCUGUCUUUGUUCUGUUGGUGCUGCAGACAGCCCCAGUGAGUGGAGUCUCCCACGACAGCAUUAAGAACGCUAUGCUUCGUAAGCUAGGCCUAAGUGAAGUGCCACAGAUGGAGAAGAGGGACCUGGAGAGGGUGGUGGUGCCAACACACCUCCGGAACAAGUACAUGUCCAUGCUGAAGCUGCACAAGGAGAAGGAGAGGAGGCGGAGAGCCCUGCCCAGCCUGGCCAGCAUUUUGCGAGGAAUUACAGGUAAUGCAGGCACAACCGGAGAAGUGCUGUACUCAGACCCCACCAGGCAGAGGCUGGUUUUCGACAUGAAGGGGUUGAUCCCUGACAACAGCGAGGUGACCAUGGCAGAGCUCAAGCUCUUCAAGAGGGGCGUCCACAAGGGGGAGCUCCCUCCCAGGAAACACAGCCGGCCUGUCAACAACGCCAGGGUCAGUGUGUACUGGGUCAAGAUCCUGGCCGAUGGCACCAACAGCACCUCACUCAUCGACUCUAGGUUGGUUCCUAUCCUCAACUCCGGAUGGGAAAGCUUGGACAUCACACAGGCCGUGUACUACUGGAUGAAGAGUGCAGACACACCCAUGCACCUGGAAAUCUGGGUUGAGGCAGAGCGAACGGGCAGCUACGCAGCUGAAUUAGCCAAACUGGUGCACUUCACCACUCAAAGCGCUGCUGACCAAGUACUGGGCAAACCAGAAUUAGUCCUCUAUACUCUCAACCUUGAAGAAUAUGGGAGCACUGGCGACUGUGGUGCAGAGAAAGGCAGGACAUGCUGCAGGCAGGAGCACUUCAUUAGCUUCCGGGACCUGCCCUGGACCCAGUACUGGAUCAUUGAGCCCCCUGGCUACCAGGCCUUCCGCUGCCUUGGGGGUUGCAAGCAGCCACAACGGCCCUUUGACUACGGAGAGAGGAGCUGUGUGGCGGUGGAGAGCGCCUCGCUGCCCGUGAUGUACCUGGUGAAGACGGGCAAUUACACAGAGAUCGAAGUGGCUGAGUUCCCCAACAUGAUAACCGAGAAGUGUGGCUGUACCACCAACAAUGUCUCGGUCAUAUAG
Mobula hypostoma (lesser devil ray) is the source of this 2378-nucleotide messenger RNA. Its product is annotated as left-right determination factor 2-like. The record is from RefSeq and is a predicted model, not a curated record. The transcript has 4 exons. Gene Ontology annotation, cellular component: extracellular region. Bases 1281 to 2378 code for a protein of 365 amino acids. NCBI's taxonomy places the organism in Eukaryota, Metazoa, Chordata, Chondrichthyes, Myliobatiformes, Myliobatidae. Gene Ontology annotation, molecular function: growth factor activity; transforming growth factor beta receptor binding; cytokine activity. Gene Ontology annotation, biological process: anterior/posterior axis specification.